AAGGAAACUUUUACUCCACGGCUUGAAGUGAUCAGAAAGAUUCCAGGCAGCAUUUUUGCUGCCAAACUUUGUUACUUGAAUCGCUGGCAUUUAACCCCUGCUGCACCCGCUGACCCAGCAGAGGAGCUGCAGAGUUUAGUUUACAUCUUUAAAACCCAAAAGAGUUGAACCUCCUUCCAUGUGAGCCUGACUGAAGUGUGACAGAUUUACAUGUCCUGGUGUUUUCUGCGUGCUUUGGUUUUUCUCUCUUGCUAUAUUUUCCAUGAACUUCAAAUACUUGAGAGAAAACGCUCCUCCCCGCUGUAAAGGUUGCUGAAGGGGCUUCACAUUUCUGCACAGGCAGGUUUAUUUUUUCUUUAAAAGGGAGAUCACGAUGGAGAUGUUUUUAAUUUCACUCUUUUUAGCCACUAUCCUCGUAGUUCCAUUUGUCCUCAGAACCUUCUUCCCGUAUGUUUGGAUGGAUGUUUUGUAUUUCGGGGAUCUUGUGCGCAUUCUGGUGAGGUUCGUGGAGAGGAGAAGGAGGAGACCUUUGUUUUUUGUUUUGGACCGUUUCUUGGAGCAAACAGCUGCGCAUCCGGACAAAAACUUCAUCGUCUUUGAGAAUGAAAGACACACGUUCUCUGAGGCGAACAGAAGGAGCAACCAGAUCGCCAACGCGCUGCAGAAUCACCCCGGAUACGAGGCUGGGGGCACCGUGGCUCUGUUCACGGGAAACGAACCCGCCUUCAUAUUCACCUGGCUGGCCUUAGCCAAGCUCGGUUCCCCGGUGGCUCUGCUCAACCACAACAUCCGCACCAAGUCUCUACUGCACUGCUUCAACUGCUCCAAGGCCAAGGUGCUGAUAGCAUCCUCAGAGCUAAAGGAAGCAGUAGAGGAUGUGCUACCCUCGCUGACGGAGCAGGGUGUCAUCGUCCUCCUGAUGACCAAACACUGCGACACGCCUGGAAUCGAAGGUUUCUCUGAUAAAGUGGACGAGGCCUCAGACGCGCCGCUGCCUCGAUCCCUCAGAUCCAGCAUCACACCCAAAAGUCCUGCAGUUUAUAUCUACACUUCUGGAACUACAGGUCUCCCGAAGGCAGCCGUGAUCAACCAGAACCGCCUGCUGACAGCUCUGGUUGUUCUAUCGUCAAACAGCGUCACUUCGAAGGAUGUCAUCUACGUCAACCUGCCUCUGUACCACACGGCCGGAUUUGUCGUCGGCUUCAUCGGCUCCAUUGAGACAGGAUCAACUAUAAUCCUGAAGAGGAAGUUUUCUGCCUCCCAGUUUUGGGAUGACUGCAGGAAAUACAACGUGACUGUUGUGCAGUACAUUGGAGAGGUGAUGCGUUACCUCUGCAGCACAGCAAAGAGAGACAACGACAAGGAUCACAAAGUCAGACUGGCCAUCGGUAAUGGAAUCAGAGCAGAGAUAUGGAGAGAGUUUGUCAGUCGCUUCGGGAACAUUCAGAUUCGAGAGUUUUAUGCCUCCACCGAGGGAAACGUGGGAUUCAUCAACUACGCAGGGAAAGUUGGAGCCAUCGGACGGGUCAACUUUCUGCACCGGAAAUUGUUUCCCUACAUUCUUGUUAAGUACGACACAGAGCGAGACGAGCCGAUCAGAGAUGCUAAUGGACUCUGUGUGGAGGUCCCCAAAGGUGAGACGGGACUGCUGGUGUCAAAGAUCACAGACAUCGCUCCGUUUGUCGGCUACGCCCAAAACGAGGAGCAAACGGAGAAGAAAAGACUUCGCAAUGUGCUCAAGAAAGGAGACCUUUACUUCAACACCGGCGACCUCAUGAGGAUCGAUGAAGAAAACUUCAUUUACUUUCAGGAUCGUGUAGGCGACACAUUCAGGUGGAAAGGGGAGAAUGUGGCAACAACUGAAGUGUCCGACAUCCUGACGAUCAGCGAGUGUCUCAAAGAAGCCAACGUUUACGGAGUCCAAGUGCCAGGCCAUGAGGGCCGGAUAGGGAUGGCAGCUGUCACUGUGAAGAAAGAUUCUCAGUUUGAUGGAAAGAAAAUAUACAAUCAUGUGGUCAGCUACCUGCCUUCAUAUGCACGACCUCGCUUUAUAAGACUACAGAACGCUGUAGAAGUGACGGGAACUUUCAAGCAGAUGAAAGGGAAGCUAAUGGAGGAGAGUUUUGAUCCAGGACGUAUCCAGGACCCGCUUUACAUCCUCGAUGACAAAGAGAGGAGUUACGUACCGCUGACAGCUCAGGUCUACAGCUCCAUCAUGUCAGGAAACCUCAAACUAUGAACUCACUCAAAGUGUUCACCAACAGUUCAGUCCGGCUUCCUUCAACCCCAAAAACUUGCCAGCAUAUUUUUGGACUGUGGGAGGAAGCCGGAGUGCCCGGAGAAAACCCACACAUGCACAGGGAGAACAUGCAAACUCCAUGCAGAAAGAUCCCAGGCCCAGGCUGGGAUUUGAACCGGGGAUCUUCUUGCUUCAAGGCGAAAGUGCUAACCACUACCACUGUGCAGCCCAAAAAUGAUACACAAAACAACAAGUAAGACAAAACACAAAAUGACAAAAAAAGAAAAAAACACAAGCAAGACAAAAAGUAAACGGAAAACAACAAAAAUAUGACACAUACGACAAAAGUCAGACAAAAAAUGCAAAAAAACAACUAAAAACAAGACAAAAUAUUACAGAAAUGAGACACAAAACAGCAAAAGAACAAUGAACAAUCUAGUAUUUUACUUUAGGAUCCAAACAACUCAUCAUAGUCUAGAAAUGAAUUUAAAUUUAUAGUUUUACAAAUUUAGAAUCUGCAGUUAAUGUCUUCUCUGUAAUUUUGUACACUUUGAGGGCCUUCUAAAGGGCCUCUUUUUGCCCAUGGGCCGCCUGUUUGACCCCCUGAUUUAAAGACAUAUAAAAACUCAUAGAUGGGAGCCUAAGAUGAGUUUUAUAUGAACAUAUGUGCCAAUAUCUGUAAAUAAAAAACACUUUCUUAAAAAUUAAAGAGAUCCAACUGUAAAAGCAGAA
This is a messenger RNA of Acanthochromis polyacanthus (spiny chromis), 2971 nucleotides long. Its product is annotated as long-chain fatty acid transport protein 2-like. The transcript has 10 exons. The record is from RefSeq and is a predicted model, not a curated record. Gene Ontology annotation, molecular function: long-chain fatty acid-CoA ligase activity; long-chain fatty acid transmembrane transporter activity. The coding region runs from base 374 to 2239 and encodes 621 amino acids. Lineage: Eukaryota; Metazoa; Chordata; Actinopteri; Pomacentridae.